This is a messenger RNA of Drosophila willistoni, 3370 nucleotides long. RefSeq names its product NAD kinase (gene Nadk1a). The transcript has 8 exons. Gene Ontology annotation, biological process: NAD+ metabolic process; NADP+ biosynthetic process. The record is from RefSeq and is a predicted model, not a curated record. The coding region runs from base 212 to 2971 and encodes 919 amino acids. Gene Ontology annotation, molecular function: NAD+ kinase activity. Lineage: Eukaryota; Metazoa; Arthropoda; Insecta; Diptera; Drosophilidae.
GACACACGCGAUCGUCAAGUUGACAGUUUUUUUCGCCUUUAAUUUAGUUGUGUGUUUGGUUAAUUUUUUUGUUCGUCGUAAAAGAAAACUAUCUUAGCCACAGCAGCAGCAAAAAGCCAUCGCCUUUACGUCCCUCGCAGUUGUUUUAGUAAUUAGCAGUUGCAGUUGAGAAAAAAAAGGGAAAACUAAAAAAGUUUAAGUUAUUAAAGCCAUGGCCUGUCUGUCGGACAUUGAUUUGGCCACUUUACAUCAGCAUCGUUUGGAUCAGCGAUGGCAUUAUGGUUUCCACAAUCAUCAUCAUCAACAUCAUCAUCAUCAUUAUCAUGAAGGCGAUAUGGCACGUUUUUGCCUAGAACGUAAUCUGCUUAAAAAACUCCAUGACGAUGAGAAUGGAAAUUGCUUAAAUCCAGUUGAAGAGGAAAUUAGAAAAUCCUCAAGUCUCGACAAUUGUCUGAGACAACGUUCUGGCACUUGGCCGCGUACACGCAGUUUGAAUGCCCCAUCGCCGGUACAACAAUUUGGACCAUGUGGACGCAUAAUGACCAAUUCCGCCAUGGUGAUGCAAAUCCAAGAUCCGGCAAGUCAACGUCUCACCUGGUAUAAGCCGCCACUCACAGUGCUGGUCAUUAAGAAAGUGAGUGAUGCCUCGGUGUUGGCACCAUUUGUUCAAUUGGUGGAAUGGUUGCUCCAAGAGAAGAAUAUGGUCGUCUGGGUCGAGUCGGCAGUUCUAGAGGAUUCCCUGCUCAAUGAAGAUGUGAAAUUUAAGGCCAUCAGGGAUAAGCUGGUGACAUUUAAAGAUGGACGUGAUGACCUAACUGAUCGCAUAGACUUCAUAGUUUGCCUUGGAGGCGAUGGGACUCUACUCUAUGCUUCGUUGCUCUUCCAGCAAUCUGUGCCUCCUGUGAUGGCCUUUCAUUUGGGUUCACUUGGCUUUCUAACACCCUUCCGUUUCGAUAAUUUCCAAGAGCAAUUGACCAGUGUUCUGGAGGGACAUGCUGCUCUAACUUUACGCAGUCGUCUACGUUGCGUUAUGCAUCGCAAGAGCGAGAAGCGGCAAUUGAUUCAUACGGAGGCGCCACCCAAUAGUAUCCUAGUGCUUAACGAAGUUGUCAUCGAUCGCGGUCCAUCGCCGUAUCUGAGUAAUAUUGAUUUAUUCCUGGAUGGCAAAUAUAUAACCUCAGUGCAGGGUGAUGGUUUGAUUGUCUCAACGCCCACCGGGAGUACAGCUUAUGCUGUGGCAGCUGGUGCUUCCAUGAUACAUCCCUCGGUGCCAGCCAUUAUGGUUACGCCGAUUUGUCCACAUUCGCUGAGUUUUAGGCCCAUUGUGGUUCCCGCUGGUGUGGAAUUAAAAAUAUCUGUUUCGCCGGAGAGUCGUAAUACUUCCUGGGUCAGUUUUGAUGGCCGUAAUCGUCAAGAGCUCUUCCACGGUGAUAGCUUGCGGGUGACCACGUCGAUAUAUCCAGUACCCAGCAUUAGUGCUCAAGAUCAAAUCUCUGAUUGGUUUGCCUCCCUUGCUGAUGGUCUGCAUUGGAAUGUCCGGAAACGACAGAAAUGCCUAGAUGAGUUAUCAGAUUUGACAGCAUCUGGUUCCGAGGAUACAAUCGAUGAAAUUGAGAAUAUGAAAUUGCGCACUCGCAGCUUGAAUGCUCCAUCACCUUUCCAGCAAUUUGGACCAUGUGGACGUAUUAUGAAAAAUUCCGCCAUGGUUAUGCAAAUACAAGAUCCGGCAAGUCAACGUUUGACCUGGUAUAAGCCACCACUCACAGUGCUGGUCAUUAAGAAGAAAGAUUCUCAAGUUUUGUUGCCUUUUGUGCAAUUGGUUGAAUGGUUGGUCCAAGAGAAACAUAUGGUCGUUUGGGUAGAAUCAGCUGUUCUCGAAGACAAACUGUUGCGCAAUGAUGUCAAAUUGGAUCAAGAGAGCGCCAAAUUUCGUCAAGUUCAUGGCGAUUAUGCGGGAGUACGUGAAAGAUUCUUGGCUUUGCGUGAGAAACUGGUGACAUUCAAAGAUGGCCGCGAUGAUCUGACCGAUCGCAUUGAUUUCAUUGUCUGCCUUGGAGGCGAUGGCACUCUGUUGUAUGCCUCACAAUUAUUCCAGCAAUCGGUGCCGCCUGUGAUGGCUUUCUAUUUGGGUUCUUUGGGUUUUCUAACACCCUUUCAGUGUGAUAAUUUCCAAGAGCAAGUGACCAAUGUGCUGGAAGGUCAUGCGGCUCUAACUUUACGCAGUCGAUUGCGUUGCUCCAUUCACCGCAAGGGUGAACGACGUCGAGAGUCGCUGCAACAGGCUAGCAAUAAUUUGCUAAAGCCAAGUCUGCAACGGCAACUCAACUAUGUGGAGCUUAACAAUGGACCAAGCCAGUUUAAUAGCAGUAGCAACAAUAAAUUCAAUAACAAUUCAACACAGCUGACCUCAAAUAAUAGCAUUCUGGUGCUAAAUGAGGUGGUCAUUAAUCGAGGACCAUCGCCAUAUCUGAGUAAUAUAGAUAUAUUCUUGGAUGGCAAAUAUAUCACCUCAGUGCAGGGUGAUGGUUUGAUUGUCUCAACGCCCACCGGGAGUACAGCCUAUGCAGCAGCUGCUGGUGCCUCGAUGAUACAUCCCUCGGUGCCUGCCAUAUUGGUAACGCCCAUUUGUCCGCAUUCGUUGAGCUUUAGGCCCAUUGUGGUGCCAGCUGGUGUGGAACUUAAGAUAUCCAUUUCCCCUGAUAGCCGCAACACCUCACGUGUCUCAUUCGAUGGCCGUAAUGAUCAGGAGCUCAAUCAUGGUGAUAGCCUGCGUGUCACAACAUCCAUUUAUCCGGUGCCCAGCAUCUGUUCUCAAGAUCAAAUCUCUGAUUGGUUUGAUUCCCUUGCCGAGGGAUUGCAUUGGAAUGUACGAAAGCGUCAAAAGUGCCUGGAUGAGCUAUCAGAUUUGACGGCAUCUGGUUCUGAGGAUGCACUUGAUGAAUUUGACAAUCUAAAGUUAUACGAUGUCUAGAUACGAAGUUCCCUCCAUCCCUCCCUCUACCCCGAAAUAUAUAGUGCGGCCAAUAUAUAUAGCAAUUAGUUGUUUAGGGUUUCUUCGCUUCUAUGUGCAAUUUACAAAAUACUUAACACAACACAAAAAACAUAAAAAAAAACAAAACCUAUAAUACUCUAUUGUAAAUUAAAGUUAAUUAACUUCUUUUGGUUGAGUUUAAAAUGUUUUAAUGGCAUUGUUUUUGUUUUUAAGCUAGACAAAUUUGUUUGUUUGUUAUUCGCUUGUCAAACAAAUGUUUAGAUCUUAAGUUUUUAUUAUGGCUAAUUGAAAACUCUGUACUUAAGCAAAUUUAUAUAAAACAAAACAAAAAAGAAAUACAAGAAAAGUGUAAUAAAAAGAAGAAAUUAAGGCAAGGAG